ACCAAUCUCCCGGUAUUUAAGGUGAAGGAGUCCAGUGUGCGCCGCAGGUACAGCGACUUUGAGUGGUUAAGGAAUGAGCUGGAGAGGGACAGUAAGAUUGUUGUUCCACCACUGCCUGGAAAAGCACUAAAGCGACAGUUACCAUUCCGAGGAGAUGACGGUAUCUAUGAAGAAGAGUUCAUCGAGGAUCGACGCAAAGGUCUGGAAGUUUUCAUAAAUAAGAUUGCAGGACACCCUCUUGCGCAGAAUGAAAAGUGCCUACACAUGUUUAUUCAAGAGCCAGUUAUUGACAAAAACUACGUGCCUGGCAAAAUUCGCAACACGUGAGCCAGCCUUAUGUCCUACCCUGUUCCAAUGGUCCAUAUGGGUAUUUUGUGUAGCCACCUGAUGCUCUUACAAUUCUAUUUCAGAUCUGCUGUACAUGAAAAUGAAAUCUAAGUUAUAUGUUUUGCCAAAAGGGACAUCAUGUAGUUCUACUAUAUGAUGUUCCUUUUGUUUCUACCAUCCUGCUGUGUCAUGAUCAUCAUGCAUUAAGCAAUUCUUUUGAGAGAUUCUUCUCUUGCCAUGCAGGUAGUUAUAUAGUGGGCUUGAGUCAACUUUUAAUUCCCAAAUGACACGUUAUUGUAGAUAUGCUUUAAUUUCCACAGCUCUACAUGCAUCACCGUAGGGGCAAUGUAAGGACAUUGUUAUAGUAUAUUGAAUGUAAAGUUGACUUUUGUUUUAAGUGCAGUAAAUGUAUGUAAAGUUGAUUAAGUAUAUUUUGUUUUUGUUCAGUCAAGUUCUUAAUUUCUUAAGUUUUAGUCUUAGUUGUAUUUGUCUGGAUUUGAGUCAAAAUAUGUGAGUAUCAAUGGCAGUGUUAUUUCACAUAAUAGAUACAAUACAACUUUAAAACAUGGCAGGAUGAGUGAAUUUUACUGAAAACUCAAACCAGUUUGUUAAUUUGUUUGAAUUUGUUGAUAGUUGUUGGUGGAUAAGAGCAUCUAUCUUUGAAAAUUAUUCCUAUUAAUAAAAGUCAUGAAGGUGAGAGGAAAUUGGACAUAGUUUUGUAACAUAACAGAAUUUAGCUGACAUCUUUAUCUGCAUUUAAUAUGCACAUUAUAUUUGUGACUUGAAAUUAUCACUUAAGGCUCAUGGCAAAUCUCUUCUUCUUUAUUGACAUGUCAGGGUAUACAAGUUGCAUGUUUCUUGAGUCAUAUCUUGUGAAAGUUUAGAUUGUCAUAUCUUGUGAAAGUUUAGAUUAAGAUACUGACCAUAAUUUUUACUCACUAGUUAUCUGUUACUGAAACUUAAUUCAAAUUUGCUUUCAUGUGGAACAUUAUCUUUUAUUUGCUCUGUCAUGGUUGUCUCUUUGCAGCACAUCCAGGAUAUGAGAAUUGAACAAAAUGUGAUAAAUCAGUAAUCUUUACCAAUAAAUAUCAUUAUGUAUGUAAUAA
Molecule: messenger RNA, 1433 nt
Organism: Portunus trituberculatus (swimming crab)
Lineage: Eukaryota; Metazoa; Arthropoda; Malacostraca; Decapoda; Portunidae
Gene: Snx3
Product: sorting nexin-12-like
Biological process (GO): late endosome to Golgi transport; endocytic recycling
Cellular component (GO): retromer complex; early endosome membrane
Molecular function (GO): phosphatidylinositol-3-phosphate binding
Source: RefSeq, a predicted model, not a curated record